Molecule: messenger RNA, 5144 nt
Organism: Oreochromis aureus
Lineage: Eukaryota; Metazoa; Chordata; Actinopteri; Cichliformes; Cichlidae
Gene: lrrc4cb
Product: leucine rich repeat containing 4C, genome duplicate b
Exons: 1
Coding region: 139-2025 (628 amino acids)
Biological process (GO): modulation of chemical synaptic transmission; regulation of axonogenesis; synaptic membrane adhesion
Cellular component (GO): postsynaptic density membrane; glutamatergic synapse; plasma membrane
Molecular function (GO): cell-cell adhesion mediator activity
Source: RefSeq, a predicted model, not a curated record
UGUGUUCGAGGUCGCUGAUGAAAAUAAGUCAUGAUAACAACAUGUGCAAUGUACUGCCGGCUACUUUUCUGGUUACUUAAUGUUAUUCUUUUUUGCUUCUUCUCGUUACAGAGAACACAAACAGCAGAUGAACUAUGAAUGCUGAACACAAUGAUCUCUUCCCUCCAGCGCCAGACAAUGAGAGGUCGUAGGCUGAAGGGGGCACUAUCCAACCCCCUCUUUGUGCUGCUUUUGGCCCUUCAGAUCCUGGUGGUGGCUGGGCUGGUUCGUGCUCAGACCUGUCCUUCCGUCUGCUCAUGCAGUAACCAGUUCAGCAAAGUCAUAUGCACGCGCCGCAGUCUAAGGGAUGUUCCAGAUGGCAUUUCUACCAACACUCGCUACCUGAACCUCCAGGAUAACCUCAUUCAGGUAAUCAAGGUGGACAGUUUUAAACAUCUGCGCCAUCUGGAGAUCCUGCAACUGAGCAAGAAUCACAUCCGCAGCAUUGAAAUUGGCGCCUUCAAUGGGCUGGCCAGUCUCAACACCUUGGAGCUCUUUGAUAAUCGGCUCACGACAAUCCCCAAUGGAGCAUUCGAGUACUUGUCCAAGCUGAAAGAAUUGUGGCUAAGAAACAACCCCAUCGAAAGUAUACCAUCUUAUGCCUUCAACCGGGUCCCCUCGCUUCGAAGGCUGGAUCUAGGUGAGCUCAAACGUCUCUCCUAUAUUUCUGACGGGGCUUUCAAGGACCUGAGCAAUCUCCGCUACCUGAACCUGGGAAUGUGCAAUCUCAAAGAGAUCCCCAACAUCUUACCUUUGGUAAGGCUUGAAGAGCUAGAAAUGUCAGGUAACCAGCUCUCUGUUAUAAAGCCCAGUUCAUUUACAGGGCUAGUGAACCUCCAGAAGCUAUGGAUGAUGCAUGCCCAGAUUCAAACUAUUGAGAGGAAUUCCUUUGACGACCUUCAGUCACUGGUAGAGCUCAACCUGGCUCAUAACAACCUUACAUUUCUACCCCAUGACCUCUUCACACCGUUACAUCGCUUAGAGCGGGUCCACCUCCAUCACAAUCCUUGGAAUUGCAACUGUGAUAUUCUGUGGCUCAGCUGGUGGCUGAAGGAAACUGUACCAGCCAAUACCAGCUGCUGUGCACGUUGCCAUACUCCUUCAACGUUGAAAGGUCGCUACAUUGGAGAACUGGACCACAGCUACUUUCAAUGUGAUGUCCCUGUUAUUGUGGAGCCACCCAGUGACUUGAAUGUGACCGAAGGCAUGGGUGCAGAGCUUAAAUGUCGUACAAGCUCGGUGACCUCCAUCAGCUGGCUUACACCAAACGGCUCACUGGUGACUCACGGGGCCUACAAAGUGCGUUUGUCUGUCCUCAAUGAUGGGACGCUGAACUUUACUAGCGUCACAAUGCAGGACACUGGGACUUACACCUGUAUGGUUAGCAACACAGCAGGCAACAUUUCUGCCUCCGCUGUGCUUAAUGUCACUUCUUUGGACAGCAGUGGGGUGACCUAUUUUACCACAGUCACAGUUGAGACCACUGACAUGAUGGGGGAGGAUAGCCAAACACCACUUCCCCCAUUUGGCUGGGUGUCUUCCUCAACAACAAAAGGUACUCCUGUUUCCACAAGGACCACAGAGCGGACUUACACCAUUCCAGUUCUUGAUCCGGAGGGAGAGGGAUCCCUGGAUGAGGUGAUGAAAACCACUAAGAUUAUCAUUGGCUGCUUCGUGGCCAUCACACUCAUGGCUGCUGUUCUGCUGGUUAUUUUCUACAAGAUGAGGAAGCAACACAACCAGCAGGAUCCCGAUGGCCCUGCCUCCUCCAUGGAGGUCAUUACCGUUGAAGAAGAGCUCGCAGGUGUUGCUGCCAUGGAGAGACACCUAUCGCUGCCCCCUCUGGAGCACUACAACCACUACAACACCUACAAGAGCUCUUAUCACCAUCCUCCUAUGCUCAGUACCAUACACAGCUCAGCCACACAGGAACCUUUACUGAUUCAAGCUUGCUCAAAAGACAAUGUACAAGAGACCCAAAUCUGAUUUUAAAUUUGACUAAAUGUCCAGCAUCAGCCGUUACACACUUGGAGUACAAUGGACCAAAACGCAAAGAUAAAGGAAAUUGAAUGCCAUUGACUUCACAGAGUUGAUGUCAAUUAUGGCAAUUAGUCAGCAUUUGGCAAAGGGACGACAUAUGAAACUUUAAAAAGUGUCUUUACAAAAACAAAGAUUAUUUAUUAAAAAUAUGUCUAGUGGCUAAAUGAAGAAAAACAAUUUGUGAUAGCUUUUUAGCUCACUUUAUUUCUCUCUCUCUCUCUCUCUCUCUCUCUCUCUGUGUAAUACCGCACAAGGGAAAGAAUGGUUUGCUAAAACGGAAACUGAAAGGUAUCAAAUGCAGCAUUCACUAUUUCCAUUGGCCUUAAACUCUAAUGAAUGCAAUGCUUUUCAUUCACUACUUACAUUUUAUCUGAUAACACAGUUUAUUGAAGGACAAUGCCCAAGUAUUUACAAGCAUUUAUUUAGUAGUGCAACACACCAGUUCCAAUUUGAAGGAAGUUUAUGAAACGUGAAAACAUAAAAUGACUUUUUCUUUUCUUCGCCAUGCUAUUCUAGCUGUCACUCAACACAAAAUUAGAUCUUUUAAUGGCACGGCUCUGGAUGAUAUCACAGCGAAGCCAGCGUGCCUGAGGAGCAAAGCUGCCAAAUGAGUAAAUGUGCAUUUCCCCUGUGGCUUCUAAACAACAGCCAUAUAUCCUUCACUUUAAUUAAGAUUAAGGUCUUGCUCCCACUCCUCCUCCUACUUUUUCUCUACACUCUUGACACUUUACCUUGACUGUCUUUUUUUUUCCGCCUUCACCUCCCCCUCCCUCUUCAUACCUCCAUGAAUUCUCCAUGUUGCCGUUUUACCCUCUGUCUGCUUUUCCUCCAUGUCCUCUUGCUUCUUUGUCUCGCUGUCACGUAGCUCGGGCACGUUCCUCACCCCUCGCCAUGUCUCAUUUGUCUCGCUUUAUCCGCCGGCAUGUGCCGCACGAUGGCAGAAUAUUGCUUAGGAAAAUGACGGGAAGCAUAAGGCUGUGGUCUGUAGCCUCCCUGUUAACCCAGUAAUGAUCUACGUCCACUCAGUGUCGCAUUACCUUGCCAUCACCCCAGGGUCACACAAGCUCAGGCGCUGAUAGUCCAUCUGUUAGAACAGAUAAAGAGGCAAAUGAGGCUGCUUUGUAAUGUAGUGUGACCCUGUCAGACUAAAGCAGACGGAGCUAACAUAGUCAGUGAAGCAGCUAGGAACCUGCAACAAAAUAAGGGAAGAUGGGUUAUAGCUCAUUAAUCUGUAUCAGCAGUUCAUUUGCAGGCUAACAGAGGAAAGCUGAUAAGGAAACAGCACGAGACUUUUUCACUUUCCCUUUACCCAACAUCUAACAGGGGGUAGAGGCCUUUGAUAUUGAAGCGACCCCCACUCGGUCUCAUUUUUUCUUUUCUUUUUUUCUUCGAGGAAAACAAACACACACUCUCUUUGAUGAUGCAUCAUUUAUAGACCAUCAAAACAUUGUCUCUCCUGUAGUCUGUUUACGCUCCGCUUUUUCAUUUAGUCUUUCAAAGGAGAAGGCUUAAGGAAAGGGGAAGGUAGAAUUGAAAAGUGAAGAACAGCAGUUGGGUAGAGGGAGUCAGACCUACAAUGGUCACGAGGGGUCUUCAAACAGAGAUAUUGCAGAUAUGAAGAGAGGAGUGAAAAAAUAGAUAAGAAAUAAGGAGGAAAAACUAGCCAUCAGCCUGUCGCCAUGGAAACAGUGACCUUGUACAGAAAGUAAGAGGAGGUAGAUAUGCCUUUCGCUUUGGUCUCUGUGCAACAAGCAUAUUUUAAUGUGUCCCACUGGCCACUUCACAGAUACAUCUGAUCAUCGACAGAACUGGCAAAAUGAAAUGUAGCCUUAUAUUUACAGAUUGCUCUGGAUGGGAUAUGACCCACACGUGAUGUCUCUGCGUUUGAGUUAUUUAAUGUAAAUCGUCACAUGCUGUAACAAAAAAAAAACAAAAAAAACCCCCAAAGAGUUGACAAUUUAGCUGUCCAGGCAGUUCCACUUGCUUUCAUCAAUGUGAGGUCUGCUAGAAGUAUGAGGGGAAGGGAGCGCUGAAUAUUCAGAAACCUCUCCCGCUCUCGCUCUCUCUAAAUGAAUUCUUUUGUUUUCUACAAUAGCAGUUAGAUGGCGAAUAACGAACAUGAUGGAAAAUAUGCAUUUAAAGACUUGGUUAUGAGAGAGAAACAGUAACUUGUUCCCCGUCAGGGUUGGAAUUUAUUGAUUGGUAAAGCCAGUGAGUGAACCAUUCUUUCCCUUUCCACUGUUUCAUUUUUUUUUCAAUGCUCAAUUCCUUUUCAACGCUUUUGGUGGCUUAAUGAUUCAAUGUUGACGCUGGCUACAGUGAAAAAAAAACCAAGGUUCAGAUUUUUUUUAUAUAUAUAUAUACUUGGGGAUGAGGGUUGUGAGUUAUUCAGAAUGAAUGGAAUGUCUCUGUAUUGGUAUUUACUUUAGUUGGACAGUGUAAGAUUGAAGAUCUUUGAAAGCCAGAAUGGAUUUAGGACUGAAUACAGAAUGUUGGACUUGAAAUACCAGCAGAGUGAGCUUGAUUUUUGUGCAAAAUCCUUAGCCAAGGUGAUUCCAAUUCUUGUGUGUUAUUCUGCCAACUGUCCAUGUAUGGGGAGGGAUACUUAUAUGUUGGGGACAUUCUCUCUCAUUUUCGGAGAGAGUAUUCAUCACACGGUUAAAUUUCUACAAAAGGAAAAAAAAAAAUAUUUUCAAAAACACAUUGCAAAAAAGAAAAAAAAAAUUCAGAUCAUAAUUUUACAUGUGCUUCGAUUGUUUAAAAAAAAUGACAAAAAAGCAAAAACAAAAAAGAAGAAAAAAAACAACAAGAGACUGUGCUUGUAAGGAGUCCAACUAAUUUCCCUGAGGAUGAUGUUCAAUUAUUGAUACAUGAGAUUGUAGUUCAUACUGUACAUGAAUACAAAUAAAAAUUGCAAUUCUUUUUUUUUUUUCAAUAGAUUCCAUGGAUGUAUUAUUACCAGACAUCUUGUCACCAUUUUUGCUGUCUUUGUCCCAUUUGCACAUGAACACAUGUAAAGAAAGACUCGAACAAAAGCGAUUGCUAAGCAGCUCAAAGAAGUCUGA